Molecule: messenger RNA, 2729 nt
Organism: Pipistrellus kuhlii (Kuhl's pipistrelle)
Lineage: Eukaryota; Metazoa; Chordata; Mammalia; Chiroptera; Vespertilionidae
Gene: CD180
Product: CD180 molecule
Exons: 3
Coding region: 107-2089 (660 amino acids)
Biological process (GO): positive regulation of lipopolysaccharide-mediated signaling pathway; B cell proliferation involved in immune response; cellular response to lipopolysaccharide
Cellular component (GO): extracellular matrix
Molecular function (GO): protein binding
Source: RefSeq, a predicted model, not a curated record
GAUCACCUUUCUCUGGUGGCCGUUUACCAAGGCCGUCACAGCCUGACUGAUUUCUCAGCUCCAGUGCUAGACAGGCUCACCACAUUGGGGUGGCACCAGUCCCGGGAUGGCGCUCCCUGUCAGCUGCCUCCUGGUGGCCAUGCUGUUUUCUGCCAGCUGUAAAGCCACCACCUUCUCAGAUCAGACGUGCACGGAGAAAGAAGCCAACAAAACAUAUAACUGUGAAAAUUUAGGUCUGAGAGAGAUUCCUGACACUCUACCAAACACAACAGAAUUUUUGGAAUUCAGUUUUAACUUCUUGCCUGCAAUUCAAAACACAACUUUCUGCAGACUCACAAAUCUGAUCUUUUUGGAUUUAACCAGGUGCCAGAUCAAUUGGAUCCAUGAAGACACUUUUCAAAGUCAUCACCAACUGGACACCCUUGUGCUGACCGGAAAUCCUCUGAUAUUCAUGGCCGAAACAUCCCUCCUCGGGCCCAGGGCACUGAAGCACCUUUUCUUAAUCCAAACGGGAAUAUCCAAUCUUGAGUUUAUCCCGGUGCACAAUCUGGAAAAUUUGGAAAGUCUGUAUCUUGGAAGCAACUAUAUUUCCUCCAUUAAGUUCCCAGAAAACUUCCCAACACAGAAUCUGAAGGUUCUGGAUUUUCAGAAUAAUGCUCUCCACUUCCUCUCUCGCGAAGACCUGAAUGCUCUGGGGGCCACCAACCUCAGCCUCAACCUCGAUAGCAAUGACCUUAAAGGCAUGGAGCCUGGGGCUUUCCAUGCAAAAGCCUUCCGAAGUUUGCGGUUUGGAGGGAUUCUCGACGUGCCUGUCAUAUUGAAAGGUCUGCAGAACUCUACUACUCAGUCUCUCUGGCUGGGGACAUACUGGGACACUGAAAGCCAGGACCUUACUCCAGCCAUGCUCGAGGGACUCUGUGAAAUGUCUGUGGAGAGCAUCAGCCUGCGGAGGUACCAUUUCUCUGACUUGUCGGCUACCACCUUCCGGUGCUUCACAGGCCUCCGGGAAUUGGACCUGACGGCAGCUCACUUGAAAGAGUUACCCUCUGGGAUUCAGGGUAUGAAUUCUCUCCAGAAAUUAGUUCUCAAUGUAAAUCAUUUUGAGCAGUUGUGUCAAAUCAAUGCCGCCAGUUUCCCAGCCCUCACAGACCUCUCUAUCAAAGGCAACCUGGAGGAACUUGACCUUGGUGCCGGGUGUUUGGAAAAACUAGAAAAUCUCCGGAGACUCGACUUAAGCCGCAGUGGCAUAAAGGCUUCUGACUGCUGCAAUCUGCAGCUCAAAGGCCUGCACCGCUUGCAGCACCUCAACCUGAGCUACGCUGAGUCCAUCGGUCUUCGGAGUCAGGCCUUCCAGGAGAGUCCUAAACUGGAAGUCCUGGAUUUGGCGUUUAUCCACCUGACGGUUAGAGUUCCGCAAAGUCCUUUCCAAAACCUCCCUCUCCUGCAGGCUCUGAAUCUCUCCCACUGCCUCCUCGAUGCCAGCAAUCAGCACCUUCUGGAAGGCCUGAGGGGUCUCCGGCAACUGAAUUUACAGGGAAACCACUUUCAAGAUGGGAGCCUCUCCAAGACCAACCUUCUUCAGACGGUAGCCGGCUUGGAGGUUCUGAUUUUAUCCUCCUGUGAGCUUCUCUCUAUAGACCCACAGGCCUUCCUCGGCCUUGGGAAUGUGACUCACAUAGACUUAAGCCACAACAGCCUGACAGAAAGCAGCGUCGAUGCUCUGGGCCACCUGAAGGGGCUCUACCUCAAUCUGGCCGCCAACAGCCUUCGCAUCAUCCCGCCCCGACUCCUCCCCAUCCUGGCCCAGCAGAGCACCAUUAACUUAAGUCACAAUCCUCUGGACUGCACUUGCUCCAAUGCCGGCUUCCUAACCUGGUUCAGAGAAAACCUGCACAGACUUGAGGACGCGGAGGAGACGGUGUGUGCGAACCCCCCAUCCUUAAGGGGAGUCAAGCUGUCUGAUGUCGACCUGUCCUGUGGGUUGACGGCCCUGGGCAUUUUUUUUCUCGUGGUAUUUUUAUUCUUAUUCACCAUCCUGCUAAUUUUUGCAGUUAAAUUCCUUCUUAGGUGGAAAUACCAGCACAUUUAGUGCUGGAGCUUUCUAGGGAUGGCAAAUAAAUGUGUUUAGCCAAAUUGCCCCAAAUAGGGGGACUGUUGUCUAUUAGGGACCAGACUUGACAGAUUGGUCCCUGGUGCUGGGCAGGGAUUUUCUGUGCUUUUCUGAGCCCCGGGACUAAGGACACUCCCUAGAAAAUAAAGGAGGGACAAAUGCAGCUGUGAGAAACACCCAGCCAUCUCCUCAUGUGGAAGUGGGUGGAAGUAGAGGGAGGACCUGGGGCAGGGCAAGGCCCAACCAGUUCACCCACGAGGAGGCCAUCUCCCUUCCACUCCUGGACACCCUUCAAAGCACAUCCCACCUUGACCCUAAAGGGAGACCACCAAGGCCCACAGCCUGGCAGCUCUGAGGACCUCAACUCCCGACUCUCUCUUGCACAAAUGAGGCCCUGCGUUUGGGUCUGAGUUCCCAGUAAUGUAGCUGUUUGGGGAAUUUGUUGUGGAUAAAGUCUUAAUGUUCGUUUUAAAUGAAAAAAAAAGGGAAAACAAUGAAUUUGGAAGAAGAGGCUGAGAACUUAAUCUUACCGUCAAAUGGACUCCAUUCAUCUCCCUAACCCUUAGGUGUCUGCAGUGUCUACUAAUGCCACUAGAAUGCACAUAGCUACAAAAGAAAA